Messenger RNA from Frankliniella occidentalis (western flower thrips), 1929 nucleotides. It is a transcript of the gene Tango11, whose product is annotated as transport and Golgi organization protein 11. The transcript has 5 exons. The coding region runs from base 187 to 879 and encodes 230 amino acids. Lineage: Eukaryota; Metazoa; Arthropoda; Insecta; Thysanoptera; Thripidae. The record is from RefSeq and is a predicted model, not a curated record.
CUCGCUUCUGAAUGACUCGGUAUGUUCAGCACAUGCUGGCAGCACUGACGGACGUGGACGUUCGAGACCACUAACGAUAAUUUUGAGAAGUUGAGAAAGAAAGGGGUGAUGCUUAUUUUUUGAUAUAUUCUCUCUUCAUAUUCUUUAUCGUUGAUUUAUUUCGAACUAAGGUGAAUCAGGGUCACCAUGUCAAAAAUUGCAAGCCCCACCCAUUUUAAGGGUGAAUUGGACCACUUUUAUGAUCCUACAUUCACUGCUGACAUAAGCCAGAAAAUGCAGGUGCCAAAGAGUAUAAGAGUCGGUGGUGGUGACAUGGAUGAAAAUCAACGACACAACUGGGUGAAUGAGAAAUUUGAUAUGCAUGUUCCAGAUAGGAUUCUUGUUGUUGGUGAGGAGCAACACAUUGGCACCAGAGCUCCCCCACGAGAAAUCUUAUUGGAAAAUGCAGUGAUGCCUCCUGAACCAGAUUUUAUUCGUGUGCAGACUCCUCCCCGUGUGCUAACAUUGGAUGAUCACUACUUUCCUUCUGCGGAUGAUUAUCCAAGGAAUAGUCCUCCUGAAAGGGAAAUCAGUGGAAAGUUUGACUCUGGAUCUAAUUCUGAAAUAAAUCAAAUCACUCCUUUUAAGACCAGGCACAAUGAACAUGACCACAGCCUAAUUCAGAGGGACUGGACUCCCAUGCCGUCUGCUGGAGGAGAAGGUAUCACUACCAGCGAGGAAAUCAUGCACCUGAGGAGGCAACUAGCCAAGCUGAAUCGCCGUGUUAUGGCUGUUGAAUUGGAUAAUGUACAAAUGCAACAGAGAGAAAAAAUGUUAUAUGCUUCAGUUGCAGCAUAUUUGCUCUAUAAGCUUAUCUCAUGGAUGAGUCAUAAUGGCUAAAGUGUAGUUUUAUUGGUAUAUUCUUUCACCCAACUGUUUCAUCACAUUUGUGGUAGCAUGAUUCCACGUUGGGUGUGUGUGUGUGGAAUUCCUAGAAGAGUAAUGCUUUCUCUAGAUACAAUAUCCUCAGAGGCUCCUCUCUAACUGUUUAGUGCUACCUACCCAUGAGUAUUGUAUAUUUUUACUGUGGUUAUCAUAAAGACUUAUUUUGGAAAUGUAAAUGGUUGGCUUGGAUUGGUCAUGUGUACUGUACUCCUUUUAUGGUUUUGGUUUUGGGGGAUUUUCAGUUUAGUAUGCCAUAUAGUGUUAAAAAAUUGUGUUUUACUUGCCUUCUGAACACUUAGUCUUUUAGCUCUGAAGCUUAGUCAAAGGCACCUCUCUUACAUAUUAUCCGUAUCAAUUUUUGAUCCAAUCAAAUUAUGAUUCUUGUUAAUUUUUAUGAAAAAUCAGAUGAGAAAGUUGUCUGUAUUCAGAUAUUUGCAGUAGUUAUGUAGAUGUAGAAUUUGCACUUUGCAAUUUAUGGAGGCUAUUUGUGUUUGUCAAGCCGAUUAUAGGCCCGCCAUCAAUUUUCGGCUUCCCCCAGAGCACUGGCAUAAAUACAUUUGAGUUGUUAAGUUUGUAUCAUGUUGCGAUUCAUUCAAGCUUUUUAAAGAUCUGGUCUAGUACAAGUACACCCAAAGAAAAAGUUUUGGAAUCUGACAACAUUGUGGCUACAGAAGUUGUGAUAUUUGUAAUAUUGUAUUGUUGCUACUAUCUUAUCUCUGUAUGUGAGAUGGUUGUAAAUACGUAUUUAGAGAGUUGAAUAAUCAUGCCCUUGUCUUAAUGAAAGUAUAGAGUUGACCUUCCAAAUUUUCCUUGUUAGGAGCAGGUUUCAUAUGAAGGUACUUCUGUUCUUCUUGGAGAUCACGUUGUGUUGUAUUGUUAUAAGGUCUCUGAGGUAAACAACUCAUUUCACAUGUACAUACAUUUUAAAUACACUAUGGUCAAUAAUUUUCUUUCCUGCGUUUGUCAUUUGUCUGCCUUGAAAUAUAAGUCUUUCUCAAACAAUCA